Messenger RNA from Prorocentrum cordatum, 2781 nucleotides. Lineage: Eukaryota; Dinophyceae; Prorocentrales; Prorocentraceae. The record is from the annotation of a GenBank genome assembly.
AGCCAUUUUGGCUCAAGUGAGCCGCGCUUUGGGAGGCCCUCGCAGCGCGCCGCGCAGGCGCGUGGCGCGCCACAGGCCGUGAUGUCCGCCCACGCUGGUGGCGGCAAGUUGUGGGCUGCGGCUUCGGCACGGACGCUGACCCGGCGCCUGCGGUGGGAGCUGCAGGCAGAGCGGGGCGUGUCCCGUGCGGCGGCGCUGGCUCGCCGCAUCAAGGCGCUCAGGUCGUCGGUUGACGUCAAUUGGCGCCUCGGCGAUGCAGUCGGGCGCCAUCUCCCCACGCUCGGGGAGGAGGUGGCGACCGCCCGACUGCUCGGCUGCGAUCCCGCCCCCCUGGCCGAGGCGGACGCGGCGCUGGCGGAGGGCAACGCCGCACGCCAUGCGCCGCCGCCUGGCGCAGCGAAAGGGCUAGCCAAGGUGCCCGACGGGCUGGAUGCUCGGGCGUUUGAGCGUUUGCUGACGGGCGCCGUGUCGCCGCUCAGCGCCGACGCCAAGCCGUUCGAGCCAGCUGCAGACGGGAUGGUCUCCACGCUGCUGUGCGAGCUCGGCGUGGAGCAGGAUGACAGCGCUUCCGACUGCAAGCUCAGCGUCGACAGCCACGACGUACCGCAGGCGGAGCAGGAGGAUCUUGGCGCGCAGGUCGUCGGCUUGGUGCGCAGCACGGAUUGCACACUUUCCCGCCCAAUUGGCGCUGGCGCGGCUUCUGGCGUCGUUUCGCGCUACCCCCUAGCGAACGACGCUGCAAUCCUCAGCGGGCUCAGCGAGGAGGAACAACCGGAGGGACCUGUAAUCCAGGACGCGUUCGAUUUUGGCGCCGCAGAAUGUGUGCAUGGAGAUGUCGAUGCCCCUCUCAUCGGUCAUGUUGUCCAUGGUGGUUGCAGUGGAGAUCCUUAUCCCUCUCGUCGUGCUGUUGGUGAUGGUGUUCCCCAAGAUGCAGUUCAUGAUGAGCCUGCUGAUCUUCGCCUCGACGUUGAUCGCGAUCAUGUUCAUGGUGACGCCGACCUGUUGGCACUUGGAUUCUUUCCUGGCGAUGCUGAUCGUACUGUCGAUCGGCCAGGCGGACUCGGGCAUGGUGAAGCCGACGCAGUCCCUGAUGGCGAAGGUAGAGCUGGUGCUGAUCGUGACGGUGUUCAUCACGACCCAGCUCAAUGUGAUGUCGACCGUGUGGCACUCGGACUCGUUCUCGGUGACGUUGAUUGCGUUGUCUCUCGGAUCGGCCACGCGCUCCUGCAUCACCUGGUACAGCAGCAGGACGCUGGCACUACGAUCCACGAGGGCGACCUCGUCGCGCGGUACCUCGAGCAGAUCGAGGACAGCAUUGAGUCCGAAGCCCAGCCCACGGAGUGCGAGAUGAAGCUCCUCGAUUUGAUCGACAAGCUCAUCGACGAGGACUUCUUAUCCGCCUCGCGGCCGACGGUCGGCCUGUCGCGCGCGAGCCGUUUCCUCGUCUUGCGCUCGUGUCUGAGAGUUCGGGGUAUCCUGGGGGUGGCGCAAGUGGCGAUUCCUCGCGUGGUCCGUAGCGCCACCCCCAAGGAGCCCCAAAAAGCGGCGCCGAGGGCGGCGGAAGUGGCGGAUCCUCGUGCGGCCCUGUGCGCCACCCCGUCGGCGCCGCCCGUUUAGCCCCGCGGGGCUCUCCCCUUCGGGGCUGUCCUACCUACCAUAAGGAGCCCCACCUCAGGCCCCAGUGGGGGUGGCCAAAUGCGUCCGCCACACCCAGCACAACCAAAGCAUGGCGCAGCACGGCGCAGUACAGCGCAGCCCGUGGCACGGUACAUCGCAAUCGUUAUUUUGAACAUUAUAAUUGCUUGUCGCCCAAGUUUGACGUCUUGGAAAAGAUGCCAUGCUUCGCAUUUCUACAUCCCCUUCCAGGUUCGUGGGUCGACCAUGUUUGCUGUUGCGGGGCUUCAGGGGCACUCCCUGGACCCCUGGACCGUCAGAAAACGACUCCGGAUGACCAGCUGGUCCUGGGGGGAGGCCCCAGGGUUUGGGACCCGUGUCUUUCAUGCCAGGUAUUCCAGUCUCUGUCUCUUUCUCCUCCGCUCUCGUUCCGCCCUCGUCCCCCGAGCGGAGAGUCUGCGCACCCGGCAAAAAAAAUCGCCGCGUGGAUUCGAGAGGACAAGCCCGAGUGUUUGAAGGGUUUCGAGAAGAGCAUUUUCGGCAUGUGCGCUGGCGAGAAGAGGAUAUCUCGAACGGCGGCGCCGCGGUUACAAGGAUGCCACGAGCGAAGGCGCCGCGGUUGCGAAGAUGUCCCGUGCGGCUCCGCGGCUACGAUGAUGUCUCGAGCGGCGGUGCCAUCCCGCCCCCCCGCCCUGCCCCCUCUCUGGCGCGUGCUAUCUGAAGUUCCCUCUCUGCGCUGCCCCUAUGCAUAGUUCUCGGAGAGGACGCCCGUACCUGUUGUGUUCCGGUCCAGAGGUCUGGGGGCUAUGCGGUGCUAUUUGUUCGUUUGGUUUCGUGCGCCAUUUGAUCGUUCGGUCGCAUAACGGCCAGUCCCAUCGAUUUGCUCAUGAUGAGUUGUUCCCGUUCUACCUUCGCGCCAAUGGUAGCACCGCCCUCUGAUGCAUGCGUCGGGAUGGAGUGAAACGCGCCAUCGUAGAGGGCACGCCAUAGUUUUGUUGAGAUGCCUGCCACGAUGAAAGCGGUCGCCCUCAUUAACGCCCAUCAAAUAUAUUUGAAAUGUUCGUCCCCAUUCAUGUUGCGAGCGUUGUUGGUGAGAUAUUGUCGUUCGGGUUGAUCGCGGUCGCUGCAAGGCCCAUACCGAGCACCCAUUGGUUAUGAGAUUUUCCA